Tetrahymena thermophila SB210 is the source of this 909-nucleotide messenger RNA. Its product is annotated as small GTP-binding domain protein. NCBI's taxonomy places the organism in Eukaryota, Ciliophora, Oligohymenophorea, Hymenostomatida, Tetrahymenidae. Gene Ontology annotation, cellular component: nucleus. Gene Ontology annotation, molecular function: double-stranded DNA binding. The record is from RefSeq and is a predicted model, not a curated record. The transcript has a single exon. Gene Ontology annotation, biological process: reciprocal meiotic recombination.
AUGUUGAAGAAAUUAGAUUUUUUUGGAAGUUAAAUCUAGUUAAGAUUUAAUAGAGAACCAACAUAUAAAUCUUAAAUAGGAUCUAUUAUUACCAUUUUAAUUAUUGUAUUCAUAAGUUUUCGUUUUAUUACUAUCCUUUUAUCAGUAAUUAGUAGAAAGAACCCUUUCAUAAUUUAGACUUAGAGGCAAGUUGAUAACCCAUCUCUUUUUGUAGCAACUAGCAAAUCAUUUCCUAUGGCCUUUGCACUUGAGAAUUUGGAUAGUUAGUAUUUUAUUGAUGAACAAAUAUAUACUGUCUCAGCAGAAAUGUACUAUAGAAUUUAAAUUUUUAAUAAUACUUCUUAAAAAUAUGAUAUUGUUUAGAAUAUUUCCAAUAUCAAAGUUUAACCAUGUACAAUAGAUAACUUCUAAAAUCCUGAUAAUGCCAAAUAUUAUUUAAAUCUUGAUUAUAAAAAUAUGUAUUGCUUUUCUCCAGACUUUUAACUAGAUAUCUAAGGUGAUUUUCCAUCUCUAAUAUUCUCAUACGCAACAAUUAAGUUUCAUAAAUGCUAAAUAAACUGUAAAUCUGAGGAUAUAAUCAACUAAUACUUACAAAAAAAUUAUGUUGGGCUUUAGCUUUCAGAUGCUUAUGUGGAUAUUACUAACAAAGAUAAUCCUUUUUAAAUGUAUUCAAGAGACAUGUUUUGGCCUAUUAGCUCAUAACAAUAGAAAGAUGUUAGAAUAUAUAUUAGAAAUAAUUAUGUCUACAGUGAUUUUGGUUGGUUUUUUUCUGAUACAAUAACUUAAAAGUUCCCUUCAUAUAGUCAUUAAGAUAUUGAUGUAACAAAUUUUUACUAAAACUUAAUGAAUUCUCUAUUUUUAAAGUUAAUUUAAUUAUUUUUAAUGUCAAAAUAUACCUUAAUCCCUUGA